CAGUGUGUAACUCCCGUCGCCGUGUCCUCUGCUAGCCGAAGUUCUCUGAGUGUCUGGGUCGGUUGAAGGGCUUUGCAGCGGGGAACCAGAAACAGGAACUCAACACAAUGGCAGCCAUUCUUCUCCGGUCGCUACGUAGCAAAACGGCCCACAUCCAGCUGGGUCGCCUGUGUUACUCCUCCUCCUCAGUGCCCACCACCAAGCUGUUCAUUGAUGGCAAAUUUGUGGAUUCCAACACGUCGGAAUGGCUCGACGUUCACAACCCUGCCACGAACGAGGUGGUGACCCGUGUUCCCAAAGCGACCCAGGAGGAGAUGCUGGCAGCUGCGGACUCGUGCUCCAGAGCGUACCACUCCUGGUCGGAGACGUCCGUCCUCAGCAGGCAGCAGAUCUUCCUGCGCUACCAGCAGAUCAUCAAGGACAACAUCAAAGAACUGGCUAAAGUGAUCACCCUGGAGCAGGGCAAAACUCUGGCUGAUGCAGAGGGAGAUGUAUACAGAGGACUGCAGGUGGUGGAGCACGCCUGCAGCAUUACGUCCCUCAUGCUGGGGGAAACCUUACCCUCCAUCACUAAGGACAUGGACACUUACACCUACCGCCUGCCCAUCGGAGUGUGCGCCGGCAUUGCCCCAUUUAACUUCCCCGCCAUGAUUCCGCUGUGGAUGUUCCCUAUGGGCAUGGUGUGCGGCAACACGUACCUGAUGAAGCCCUCUGAAAGGGUCCCAGGAUGCACCAUGCUCCUGGCUAAAAUGAUUCAGGAUGCCGGGGCACCAGAUGGUACACUCAACAUCAUCCACGGCCAGCACGCAGCGGUGAACUUCAUCUGUGAGCAUCCAGCCAUCAAAGCCAUUAGCUUUGUGGGGUCCAACCAGGCUGGAGAGUACAUCUACGAGAAGGGCUCCAAAAACGGCAAGAGGGUGCAGUCCAACAUGGGUGCCAAGAACCAUGGUGUGGUGAUGCCUGAUGCCAACAAAGAGAACACCCUCAACCAGCUGGUGGGCGCCGCCUUCGGAGCAGCCGGCCAGCGCUGUAUGGCUCUCUCCACUGCCAUCUUCGUCGGGGAGUCUCGCGAAUGGCUCCCAGAGCUGGUGCAGCGCUCCAAAUCCCUCCGUGUCAAUGCAGGUGAUCAGCCCGGUGCCGAUGUGGGCCCCCUGAUCUCCCCUGACGCCAGGAACCGGGUGGAGUCUUUGAUCCAGAGUGGUGUUGAUGAAGGGGCCAAGCUGCUGCUGGAUGGGAGGAAUGUCAAGGUCAAGGGAUAUGAAAAUGGAAACUUUGUUGGACCAACCAUCCUGAGCAAUGUUACGCCGGACAUGACGUGUUACAAAGAGGAGAUCUUCGGACCGGUGCUCGUGGUUCUGGAGGCUGACAAUCUGGACGAAGCUAUCACUUUAAUCAACAAUAACCAGUACGGCAACGGGACUGCCAUCUUCACCACCAAUGGAGCCACAGCACGCAAAUACACGCAUGAAGUUGACGUUGGACAGAUCGGCAUAAACGUGCCCAUCCCCGUCCCCCUCCCCAUGUUCUCCUUCACCGGCUCCAGAGGUUCAUUCAGAGGAGACACCAACUUCUACGGCAAACAGGGCAUCCAGUUUUACACUCAGAUCAAGACGGUGACAUCACAGUGGAAGGCUGAGGAUGCCACGGUGACGACCCCAGCUGUUACUAUGCCAACCAUGGGACGCUAAGCCAGAAUGAUAACCUUCACUGACUUCUCAUAUGCCUUAAAGCCAAGGAGGGAUAGGAAAAGGUUACUGUCCUUUUUACUGUUGAAAUGUUCACAUGGGGGGAUUAUUGGUCGGUGAUUGCUUGAACUUCCUGGACACUGUAGUUGCACAAAAACACAUUGAUUCAAAUGAAACUUCUAUUGGAGACGGGGGAGCUGAAUUGGACGGAUGGGAUGAAUGGAGCUGGGAGUCUCUGUAUGAGGUUUGUUGUAUAUUUUGUACCUGUAGUGUCCCGGUCGGCAGUAACUAAAUCAUGGUCUAUCACUUUAGUGAUCUUCUCUGUGCUCCGAUGUUACACUUCUGAAGACCUGAAGAAGAAGUCAGAAGGAUUUGAAAAUCUGCUGCUGAGCAGUAACCGCAAAUGUCUUGCUCCUGUAUCCACCCACUGUGGUUAUUUAGCUUGUUGUGUGUAUCAGAACUUUAGGUAGAUAUUCAUGGAACAAAUUCUUAAUCAGAACAAGAACACUCCAAUUCUGUUACUCCAUUUAAUCUGAAAUAAUAGUUGAUAUUCAUGAUUUGAAGAUGUAUGUUGUUUUUUCUGUCCAGGGGUGGGAUCAGUGUGCGUCUUCUUUGUCAAAUAGAAGUUCAGAGUUUUGAACUGAACAGUUAGAGCAAUAUUUGUUUUAGUGGUGAAUUGUAUAGAAGUUAAAUUGCAGUGUUUUCUACAUGUCAUGAUGAUCUCCAUUAACACAAGGUUCCAGGGAUGAAGCAGUGGCUCAUACGUGAAUGAAGCAGUGGCAAACCUUCCGCACCCGUUCCAAUCCAAUCCGCGGAAGCAAGGAGGCGGGGCAAAAUCGUAGGGUUUCAUUGAAGGGAGUUCAAGUUUGUUGAGCUUUGACCCGUGAUAUUCACGUAUGUGUGACCGUGCCCUUACAGUAUGUCCGAGAUUUUUCCAUCCAAGAUACUUCAAACAUUGUCCACUUGACUCCUCUCUUAGGUCAUGUAGCUGAAGAUUAUUUGAGUCUCUGUAGAUGACUGAAUAAAAAACAAUUGAUUGUA
Limanda limanda (common dab) is the source of this 2726-nucleotide messenger RNA. Its product is annotated as methylmalonate-semialdehyde/malonate-semialdehyde dehydrogenase [acylating], mitochondrial-like. The coding region runs from base 108 to 1688 and encodes 526 amino acids. Gene Ontology annotation, biological process: L-valine catabolic process; thymine catabolic process. The transcript has 12 exons. Gene Ontology annotation, cellular component: mitochondrion. Lineage: Eukaryota; Metazoa; Chordata; Actinopteri; Pleuronectiformes; Pleuronectidae. Gene Ontology annotation, molecular function: methylmalonate-semialdehyde dehydrogenase (acylating, NAD+) activity; malonate-semialdehyde dehydrogenase (acetylating, [NAD(P)+]) activity. The record is from RefSeq and is a predicted model, not a curated record.